AUGCCGCCAUUGCGCCAGCUUUCACGCGCGCUGCAAGCCGCCAGGCGGCCCCAAUUACAACCCCGAGUAUGGCAUCAACAGGGACGACUGCUCGCUCGGAGCUGCUCGUGCUCAGCCCCUCAGCAAUUCCAGCAUACAGUCACGGUUUCAUCUGAAGACGCCACCAGCGCGCGACUCGAUCCAACCCCAACCAGCCCUCCUACGCCUCCUCUAGACCAUCGAACGCUCGCGCAAACGCAUAAUCUCUUCAUCACUUCGCCGUACAGUCCUGGUUCGCCGCUCAUUCUGCCCAAUGGCGCCUAUGUGUUCCAGAAGUUGCAGGCCUUCCUCCGCGCGCAAUACCCACAGUUCGGCUUUCACGAGGUCAUCACGCCCAUAAUAUACAAAAAAUCGCUGUGGGAAAAGUCUGGGCACUGGGAGAACUAUGCCGAAGAUAUGUUUAGCGUACAGGGGCGGGGCGCCACUUCUCAAAUACCAGAAGCCGAGGGCGGCGAGGAUGGCGAGUUUGGACUCAAGCCCAUGAACUGCCCAGGCCACUGCUUGCUAUUUCGAGACGAGAUCAGGAGCUACAGAGACCUCCCAGUCAGGCUUGCCGAUUUCAGUGCCCUGCAUAGGAAUGAGAUCUCAGGCGCAUUAACAGGGUUGACGAGGGUCCGGCGUUUCCACCAGGACGAUGCACACAUUUUCUGUCGCCCAGACCAAAUCCUGGCAGAAAUUGAGCAAACGCUCAAGUUUGUAGGCAUGGUGUACAAUACGUUUGGCUUGGGUCCAUACAAGUUGCUUUUGUCUACCCGACCAAAGGACAGCUUCAUUGGCACCAUUGAGGAAUGGGAUCGCGCCGAGGAACAGCUGACAACUGCGCUGAACAAUAUCGGUAGCGAGUGGUCUAUCAAUCAGGGCGACGGAGCAUUUUACGGCCCAAAAAUUGACAUCAUCUUGAAAGAUUCAAAUGGCAAAGAACACCAAACGGCUACCAUCCAACUCGAUUUUCAGUUACCACAGCGCUUCAACCUCCAAUACCAGGCAUCGCCCGAGGAGUUGGAGGCAGGCUCCCAGACAUCCAUGGAUACAGGCCUUGAUUCAGCACUACGUCGUCCUGUCAUUAUCCACCGUGCUAUAUACGGAUCAAUUGAGCGCUUCAUGGCUCUGCUCAUUGAACAUUAUGCCGGAAAAUAUCCCUUUUGGCUUUCCCCCCGCCCAGCCAUUGUGUUAUCAUUGAAUUCAGACCCCAAGGUUCUGGAGCAUGUUUCGCACAUCCAGUCGGUACUAUCGGGCUUGAAGCCACAGGACGCUUUAGAAGCGUCAUCAUCAUCAUCCCCAAAGCCUCUACCUCUGUCGACUAUCCACCUUCCUGUUGAUAUCGACACAAAUGACCGUUCACUUGGAAAAAAGAUUGCCGAAGCAAGAAGAAAAAAGUACAACCAUAUCAUCGUUGUUGGCGGUCGUGAAGUGGACAGCAACAGUCUGAACUUGCAGCUAGUUAACCAGCCCCAAGAGGACGUUACAUUUGAAGUUUUGGAAAAGAAACUGGAGAGACAGCUCACCGACCAAGAGCGCUCCAAGGGCGUGAACGUGCCAUUAGACGUCGCCAGGAAAUACUUUGAACAGCUGGCCAACUCCUUUCUUUAA
This is a messenger RNA of Exserohilum turcica Et28A, 1629 nucleotides long. RefSeq lists its product as uncharacterized. Gene Ontology annotation, biological process: threonyl-tRNA aminoacylation. The transcript has a single exon. Bases 1 to 1629 code for a protein of 542 amino acids. Gene Ontology annotation, molecular function: ATP binding; threonine-tRNA ligase activity. NCBI's taxonomy places the organism in Eukaryota, Fungi, Ascomycota, Dothideomycetes, Pleosporales, Pleosporaceae. The record is from RefSeq and is a predicted model, not a curated record. Gene Ontology annotation, cellular component: cytoplasm.